Messenger RNA from Vitis riparia (riverbank grape), 1510 nucleotides. RefSeq names its product probable protein phosphatase 2C 34. The coding region runs from base 120 to 1241 and encodes 373 amino acids. The transcript has 6 exons. Gene Ontology annotation, biological process: protein dephosphorylation. NCBI's taxonomy places the organism in Eukaryota, Viridiplantae, Streptophyta, Magnoliopsida, Vitales, Vitaceae. Gene Ontology annotation, molecular function: protein serine/threonine phosphatase activity. The record is from RefSeq and is a predicted model, not a curated record.
GAUUCUAGAAUUGGAAAGAUCAGUUGGUUUGGCAAUAGUUCGCCGGAGAGAUCUCCGGGACGGAGUGAUCGGUCUUUGACCACCGCGGAAAAACAAGGUGUGAUUUGGAGGGAAGGCCGAUGGAGAAUCUUUUGGCUCUUUUUGAUGCAUUGAUGCGGAAUAUAUCACUCAUGAAAGGGGAGAGCUGGAGGAGUGAUGUUGGAAGAGAAGCUGCUGAAUCGUUAGCAAAGGAAGCAAGGGGGAACAAUUUGAUGUUGACUUCUCCAGGCAUUAUAAAUUCAAGGGGCUCUAGCAAUUUUGCCUCUGUCUUCUCCAAGAAAGGAAAGAAAGGAGUGAAUCAAGAUUGCUUCAUUGUGUGGGAGGAGUUUGGAUGCCAAGAAGACAUGACCUUUUGUGGGAUUUUUGAUGGGCAUGGCUUGUGGGGGCACCAUGUAGCCAAAAGGGUCAGGAAAUUGAUGCCAUCAUUUUUGUUAUGCCAUUGGCAAGAAACUCUUGCACUUGCUCAGGGUUUUGACAUGAUGGGACUUGAUAGAAACCUUUGCCCAUUUGAUAUAUGGAGGCAAUCCUACUUGAAAACUUGUGCUGCCAUUGAUGAGGAGCUCGAGCAGCAUGCAGAUCUUGAUUCUUUUCGCAGUGGCACCACAGCUUUGACAAUUGUUCGACAGGGAGAACUCAUUAUCAUAGCAAAUGUUGGUGAUUCUCGGGCUGUGUUGGGAACCACGUCUGAUGAUGGCAGCCUUGUAGCAGUUCAACUUACCGUCGACUUUAAGCCCAAUUUACCUCAGGAAGCUGAGCGAAUAACUAAGUCCAGAGGGCAGGUAUAUUGCUUACAAGAUGAGCCAGGGGUGUACAGGGUUUGGAUGCCAAAUACAAAGACACCAGGGUUAGCAAUAUCAAGAGCCUUUGGUGACUACUGCAUGAAGGACUUUGGGGUUAUUUCCGUGCCUGAAGUCACACAAAGAAAUAUAACCAGCAGAGACCAAUUUGCCAUUUUAGCCACAGAUGGGGUAUGGGAUGUCAUCUCCAACCAAGAGGCAGUUGAGAUUGUUUCUUCAGCACCAGACCGAAACAAAUCUGCUAAAAGGCUGGUGGAAUGUGCAGUUGAUGCAUGGAAACGAAAGAAACGGGGUGUUGCAACGGAUGACAUCACAGCUAUUUGCCUCUUCUUCCACCCUUCACCCUCCCAGCAAGGCAACAAUGCUAAGGUCCUAGAAGAGGCUGGCAUGACAAAAGCUGGGUAAUUGCUCAUUGCCCUUGCCUUUAGGCUAUCUUUCAACUAUGUUUCAAUUUCAAUAUCUUUGUUGCAUGCCUUUAAAUGUAUGCAAGUUUGAAUGAAAAAUCAUAAAUGUGAACAAGAACUUUCCUGAAUAUUGUGGACUCUUCCUCGUUUCUGAAUUAUAUCUUCACCAGUUGGAUCAAAUCUCAUGUAUGUUUUUGUAUUAUUCAAAAAUACUAGUGCUGUUAUGUGCUGUAAUUCACAAGAGAAAUAUCUUGAUGGUAUUUAAGAUUA